AUGGCGUCCGGACAUAACUCAGGGUUCUCGGCGACGUCGGUCCAGCACCGUCCUGGUGCUGAUGGCCGGUCCUUUUCCAGCCAGGAUGAUGGCUCCGGGGAUGGCAGCUGGCCGGGGGUGCCUCCCAGGUCCGUGAGGAACGCUCGCUCGGAGUCUGGAGGCAGUGGGACGAUCGGUCCUCGGGGAGGCUCGUUGGCCCCUUCUUUUGGAUCUGGAGGACCGGGCAGCUUCAGUUCUGAACUCAAAAGCAUGAAGACCUCCCGCAGCACGACCCCGCGACCAGAUGACACCUUCAGGCGAAGAGGGAGCAGCAACGUUGAUUACAACGAUCUGUCCAGCACGGAGGAGCGCCAGGCUGUCAUCCGGAACAAGAUCGCGAAGGAAAUGAAGAUCAAAACUGGAACCGAAAACAUGCUGGAGGCUUUGCUGGCGAAGAAUCCGAAGCACACGAAAGACCAGCGAUUAAAAGUGGAAUCGGAGUUGAGCACGUCAAAUCGCAAACUUGCGGAGCUACACCAUGAACUUGAAGAGGAGAUUAUACGUGCGCAGGAGCCCUCCACCCCUCCUCGGAGCCGUCUUUCCAGCCUGUUCCAAGGCAGCUCGAUACGGUCGCCCACUCGCACCAAUCUGGACGUGGACGAUGAGCAGAUAGAAUACGGAGAGGCGGAAAUGGAAUCCCCGACAUACGUUCUGGCGGAAACAUUACAGGCGUUGGAGAUUGAGGGCAUGUCGCCCGACUACUACGUCGAACGGGCCAAUAGUCUUGUGGAGCUGUUCAAACGGCAUCCCACUUUGAAAUACGACCUGGCAUGGCCGGACUUCGGAUUGCGUGUCCAGAUCAUGCUGCUAAGUGACAACAAAGAGGUAGUGGCGGCAGGAUACCGGCUCACGCGCUAUGCGAUAGCAGAUCGAAAAUCCCUCCAGAUAAUUCGCUCUCUACAUACCGACGAGCUUGUCAUACUAUCUCUGGUCAAGGAAAGUAAAGCCAGCAUCGAGCGGGAGCAGGCUCUUAAAUUCGUUCGGGGCUUUUUGGAUGUCAAGGACGGCGUGCACGAGAUCUCGCGUGCCGUGGUGCGGACAAUUGUCGCUGUUGCCGAGCACCACGAGGAUCGAUUGCGGAAUAUUUCAAUCAUGACCCUCGCCGAGAUUUUAGUGAAAGAACCAGCGUUGGUCUCCCAUGCGGGUGGCUUUGCGAUCUUGCAUGAUGCCCUAGCAGAAGGGACAUUCGGUGCAUCGGAGAGUCUGAUAGGCAGCUUCUUACACGUGCUUGACACCCCAAGCAGCAGGAAACACCUGCAAGGAGGGUGUGAGCUUGAGGCCGUUCUUGCACCGUUUACCGAUUCUUUAUCCGACACUGUCCGCAACGGGCGCUUAAAGUCUUCUGCGAAAGCCAUUUCAGCCAUGCUCAAAACUUGGCCCGGUUUGGUGGUUCUCGCAAGGAAUGGUGCUAAACCUCUCCAGUCACUUUUGAAUUCACUGCAUUACCCCGACGCCCAAGCAAGGGAUUUGAUCAUGGAGCUUUUGUUCGAUGCCCUACGGAUAAAGCCACCGUCAUGGUCGUCAUCGUUCCUCGCCGGUCGAAGGCUGACAACUUAUGGGAGAGUUGCAAACUUGAGGUCCGAUUCUGACGCGAAAUUGACCCGGGGGUACUAUGAUGACCGCGAUAACCAAUUCGAUCUAACCGCCCAUUUUUCGACCCUGAUCCUUGCGACCCUGGUGGAUGCUGGGCUAUCACAGGCACUCUCCGAUCUAAUUGAGGAUGAAGAAGACCUUUCCCUUAGGCGCAAAGCCACACUACUUUUGACUGAAGUCUUGAAGCUGGCGCACCACUCGUUGCCUCAUAACAUUAGUGCGAAACUCCAGGUUCUUCCGCACUUAUUGCCCGCUGCCAUCAAAUUCGACGUUGAGAAUCACGACGUUUCUACUUCCACUAUCUAUCAGAUCGAGAGCAUCAACAGGACGCUGGCACGCUCCAUAGGAAACGUCCCGAACGGAGCGGGCCGAUACAACGUGGAAGUAGACAUAUCUGCCUCUCUCCUAACGGGAGAUCAGGGCAAGGACAAACUGAGCCCUGCGAUGGAUGAGACGCAAUUUCGCAAUGCGAUUCUCGAAACACACGUAUUGAACACGGUGAACUAUAUCAAGUGGAAAUGGGAUUUGAUUCACCGCAUCGUCGAAGGCCCGUUGACGAACCCCAAGAGGCUGGAUGAGGCCAUCAAGGGAUCAAAAUUCAUCAAGCGACUGGUGGGUUUCUAUCGGCCUUUCAAGUACAGGUUCUCUAUGCUCCCGAACACCAAACCGAACCAGCGCUAUGUUCGGACAGGAUGUGCAUUAAUGCGUACCCUAGUCCAAGUGCCAGAGGGCAUAAAAUACUUGGCUGAAAAUAAAUUUUUGAGACAAGUGGCCGAGUGUCUUGCCCAGGUGGACCGCAUGAGCGGGCUUACUUCAGCGUCGCCUCUCUUUUCCCGAGAGCAGAUGAGCAGUACACUCAGCGGCGGCUACUUUGCCCUGCUGGGGACACUGAGUGGUGAUGCGAACGGUCUCAUUAUGAUGGAGCGGUGGCACAUGCUCAACAUGUUUUACCAUAUUAUCGAGCUCCGAGAUCGGGAUGACCUGAUACAAACGCUUCUGGGGAACAUGGACUACACCAAAGACAGCCAUCUCCGAGUCAUUCUAUCCAAGGCUCUCACUACCGGAUCUAAGGAGAUUCGAAUAUUUUCCACUAAACUCCUUCGCAAGUAUGCCGUUGGGAACAUCUCUCUUGCUCCACAGACGGCUAUUGGCAACGCAGACUGGGUGGUUAAGCUUCUCGUGACUCAGCUCUACGAUCCCGAUGUUUCCGUAUGCCAGAUGGCUGUGAAGAUUCUGGAAGAGGCAUGCAAUCACCGCGAUUAUCUUGAAUAUGUCGUGAAGUGUCGACCGUCUCUUGACCACCUGGGAGAGAUCGGCGCCCCUCUUCUGCUGCGGUUCUUAUCCACAUCGGUCGGCUACCACUAUCUGGAUGGCUUAGACUACAUCACGCAGGAGAUGGACGACUGGUUCCUGGGCCGUAACGACACAUAUGUUGGGUUUGUCGAAGCUGCUCUCACCAGAGCGUACGUUGAUCAACCACGUAGGGGUAGUCUUGUUCCCGACGAUCUUGUGGAUAUGCAGGAUAUCGGGCUGGUGCCGCCUCAUUUCUACAGAGAACUGGCCCGAACCGCCGAGGGUUGUAAACUUCUUGAGCAGUCAGGUCAUUUCAACGAGUUUGCUUGGACCAUCCGUGAUUUUCAACUGCAUGAGGAAGACACCGAGGUCCUCCUCAAAGUUAAAGGGUGUUUGUGGGCCGUCGGCAACGUUGGGUCCAUGGAGCUGGGCGCGCCAUUUCUCGAGCCAGAUAUUGUCGAAAAAAUCGUGAGAAUGGCUGAAAGUGCAGAGGUUUUGACCAUGAGGGGCACAGCUUUCUUUGUCCUGGGGUUGAUUUCACGUAGUCGGCAUGGCCUCAGGGCACUCUGGGAUUUGGGCUGGGACUCUGCUGUUGACCAGAAAGGAAAUUCUCUGGGAUUGAGUCUUCCAACUGAUUUCAACAAGCUCUUCCUGGUGGAUUUCCCCUCUCAUUCUCGGCAUCCCGGGUCGAAACGCGCGUCUCAAGAGAAAUUCAAGGAGGCUACUCUCGAUUCCGAUCCGGUCAACCAGAAGAUUCUCAAGCUCAUUGUUGACAUGGGAAACACCGUCCUUUCAAAGCGAGCGGCGGCGGAUCUUCACAGUAUCAAGUCGAAGCAACCCGAACGAUUCCACCAACCACACCUUUUCCGCAAAACUCUUAGCAUUCUAGAAAGCCAUCACUACCGACUCCCCGCCCGUCGCUUUGCCCUUGAUCUGUUUGACAAGAGUGUCAUGCGACGGAUUGUAUUAGAGGAUGAGUCUGACUCCGAGUCCGAGGCCACUUCAUCUCAAGAAUCGAGCUGA
Molecule: messenger RNA, 3948 nt
Organism: Aspergillus melleus
Lineage: Eukaryota; Fungi; Ascomycota; Eurotiomycetes; Eurotiales; Aspergillaceae
Product: putative cytosolic regulator Pianissimo
Exons: 4
Coding region: 1-3948 (1315 amino acids)
Biological process (GO): TORC2 signaling
Cellular component (GO): TORC2 complex
Source: RefSeq, a predicted model, not a curated record